UCCUCCAGAUUCAAACUGAUGAACUGUACAGCAGUCCCCCUGGCACUGCUGAGUCGGCUUCUUAAAACACUCCCUUAGCAGGUCUGCUAUCUUGCUUCCUCCCUAUGUUUAGUAUUGGUCUUGGUAAAACAACUUUCCUCGUUCCCUCUGACAGUCGCUACCUGCAGCAUCCUCACUACCUGCAACAUCCAUCACAACCCUGGCCCCUAGUUUGGGCUUCAGGGAAAUUGCCCAAGCUGUUUCAGUUCAGUGCUUUAUACUAAGGGGAUGGGUUCCUCUCACUCCAUGUCAGAGGAGAUUCAAGAACUUGCUGAGAAGACUGGCUCAAGGAGCAUUUUGACAACAUCCCUGACCUAGAGUUCAACCCAAUUAGAUCAAAAAUUGUCCAUGCCUUUUUUGACAAGAGCAAUGGCUGGUUGUGCCAGGUCAGCAGUGGGUAGGCCUGUGUCCUACCUGUUCCGUGGAUGAACAUGCUUGUCCCUUAAGCAGGACUUUUUAUGGUUUAUACUACAAAGAGACUGGAAUCUACGACAGGAGUCAGAUGGGUUAGCUGAUGAGAUCAACUUUGAAGACUUCCUGACCAUCAUGUCCUAUUUCCGGCCGAUUGAGAUGAACAUGAAUGAAGAACAGCUAGAUCACUUCCGGAAAGAAAAGCUAAAAUUUCUCUUUCAUAUGUACGAUUCAGACCAUGAUGGGAAGAUCACACUGCAGGAGUACCGAAAUGUGGUGGAAGAGCUGCUGUCUGGAAACCCCCACCUGGAGAAGGAGUCAGCAAGGUCUAUUGCAGAUGGUGCCAUGAUGGAGGCUGCCAGCAUCUGUGUUGGACAAAUGGAGCCAGACCAGGUAUAUGAGGGAAUCACUUUUGAAGACUUCCUUAAGUGUAAAGAUCCUAUGAGCCUCUCACAGCUACACCUGCUAAUCUUUCAAGAUGCCAGUUUUCAUAUAGUACCUUCAGAGGGCCAUUGCAAAGGCUGUGGUGUCCAGUUGUCUGUUGUCACCCAACUCCUCUCAUCUAAAACUGAAGCAACUGGGCUGGUCUCCCAUGUGGUAUCCAGUGCUCAGUGCUAUUCUGCGAGGUCUCCUCCUAAGAGGAGGAGAGGAGUCUGCUUGCCAAGUCUCCUUUGAUGUGAGCAGAGGCCACCACCAAAACAUGCCAGUAGGACAGUGGUUCCUGGGAUAGGGAUGGUGUCCCUGAGCGAAUUGGACUGAGAUGCUGAAUUUGCUUCUCUCAGAUUGGUGGUGACCAAGUUCAGUCCUUCCCGCUGCUGAGACCAUCCUGUGGGAUGCAGUGCAGGCCUUAAACUGGCCAGCUCAGGGUCAGAUGCCCUGCUCCUCUCUUGACUCCAUAGGAACCCAGGCAAAGUCUGCUGCAAUGACAUGCUGUCGGGAGCAAAACCCAGCCUCUUCCCUCUGCCUAACCCUGCCUAUUCCAA
This is a messenger RNA of Alligator sinensis (Chinese alligator), 1433 nucleotides long. It is a transcript of the gene TESC, whose product is annotated as tescalcin. Bases 586 to 1125 code for a protein of 179 amino acids. Gene Ontology annotation, molecular function: calcium ion binding. The transcript has 8 exons. The record is from RefSeq and is a predicted model, not a curated record. Lineage: Eukaryota; Metazoa; Chordata; Crocodylia; Alligatoridae.